Messenger RNA from Aspergillus japonicus CBS 114.51, 3120 nucleotides. RefSeq names its product Hid1 family protein. The transcript has 8 exons. The record is from RefSeq and is a predicted model, not a curated record. Bases 142 to 2823 code for a protein of 893 amino acids. Gene Ontology annotation, cellular component: membrane; Golgi trans cisterna; Golgi medial cisterna. NCBI's taxonomy places the organism in Eukaryota, Fungi, Ascomycota, Eurotiomycetes, Eurotiales, Aspergillaceae.
CACGCGGCAUCGGAUUACUGGGCUUACGUCCCAAAGCACUUCUCUUGAAAGCAUCAUUUUCGCACCAAGCAUUACCCUUCCCGACUAUAUCACUCAACUGCAUGAGGUUGAUAGGCUUGUAACCUUCAUGGUGGCUUCACGAUGGGAGCUUCCGAGUCAAAGUUAGUCUUCAAGCAGGGCAUCUUCCGUCUGUCUGAGGAGAAGGACAUUGCUGCGGACGAUCCCUACUGGACCAGGUUCUGGGAGCUCCCAGAGUCGACGGAGGAUGUCUUCAGCCUGUUCACCCCGGCCGACAUCCGGCGCACGCGCGACCAUGCCUUAUCGAACUUCGAGACCCUCCUACUCUCCGUCACUUCGCGCCUCACUGUUUUGAAAAAUCAUCCCUCCUUCCCAGACCCGGAGCUUGCGCCCGACCGCGAUGCGCUCAACUGUAUCCGCAUCCUCACCCGUCUGCUCCCAUACAUCUACGAGGCGGAGCAUCUAGAGGAAUGGGAGGAGAAGUUCUUCUGGGCUCGUCGCAAGAAGAAGACCCGGGAGGCGCAGGUGGCUCCAGAAGUAUUGUUUGAUGAAGCACAGGCGGAAGAGCGGGAUCAGACCUCGCCGCGGGCUGCUGAAUUGGAGGAUGCGAAGCCACUCGCUGAGGAGCUGAUCGACACCCUCCUCGACCUGCUAUUCUAUACCAACUUUACGAUCCCGAAGCUGUCAUCUGCAAAGACUAAAGUGUCCUGGUCGAUCUGGCAAAGUGGAGUGGGAUGCAAUACUUCAAUGGGGUCGACCAAGGAGCUGGAAAGUAAUCGCUGCGAGGUCCUACGGCUACUGCUCACUCUAACCGGGAAAGCGAUGUACAUGCCUUCAAAUCUACUUCCUGUGCAAGGUGUGAGGGCGAUCACGUACAUCACCACUUGCCCCGACAAGCAGGCAGUCUUGACUUUGCUGUGCUCGUUACUAAACACGGCGAUCAAAUACAACCCUGCCUCUUGGAGAGUACCGUAUGACCAUGUCGUGUGGAAAGAUCCGAAACAAAUUUUGGUCAUCUACUGCUUGCAGCUUCUUCUGGUGCUCCUUCUAUACCCCGUGCCUGAGGACGGUCGCGGGGCUCCUCCGAAAAACUACUACCGCCAUUAUUUUGGCAGACUGCAUAGACCGCAAGACUUUCAAUUUCUCGUGGAUGGCAUGACCCGGAUCCUGAAUCAGCCAAUGCAAGUCACCAACUCCUAUCUUCCUGGGAGUCAAAAGUCUGUGAAAUGGGCCCCCGAGAUGCUUAUGCUGUUCUGGGAGGCCUUGCAGUGCAACAAACGCUUCAGGUCGUUUAUCAUCGAUUCGAACCGCUCCCACGAUUUCAUUAUCCUGUGUCUGUUCUAUGCCAUCGUGUACAAAUCCGACCCCUCUAAGCAGGGUGUGGUUAGGAUGUGCAUCUUCAUUUUGCAGACAAUGAGUGUGGAGCCCAAUUUUGGCAAGAGUUUGAACCUCAAGUUUGAAGCUCAAGAAACCCUUCCGCAAAAUAUCCGGAUCCCAGGCUUCAAGGGUUCAUAUGCAGACUUCCUGAUCAUAUCUAUCCAUACUCUGAUCACUGCCAGCAAAGGACAAUUGACGGCUGUCUAUCCCGCGCUACUGGCAAUCAUCAACAACGUUGCCGCACACGUUGAACAUCUGUCUCCCGCGUCCUGCUCAAAGUUGCUGCAGUUGUUUUCUUCAAUGUCGGCGCCCAGCUUCCUUCUCGCUAACGAGACGAACCACGUCCUUUUAGCAUCCGUGCUUGAGUCGAUCAAUUCUAUUCUCGAGCAUCAAUUCACAAACAACUCAUAUCUUGUUUAUUCUAUUCUCAAGAAUCGCAGACGCUUCGAGGCUGUGCGCGAAUUCACGCUUGAGAGCGGACAGCAGGAGAUAGAACGCCAAAAUGAGCGGCGAAAGUCAGGAGGGAAUGAAUUUGCUGCAAGCCCUGUCCUCUCACCGACUGAAGAAGACACGCAAGCUCCCUCUGGUGCACGCGCAUCGCUGGGUCGCAUUCCGGAAGAGAAUAGUCCUUUCGCAAUUGGCGGAGAUGAUUCUGAUGACGAAGGUGAGGCGCAGAAAUCGCCGGCCCAUGAUGUUUCGUCUGUUUCAUCAGUGCCGACUUCUCGACGGCAAUCAAUAUCCUCUAUCGUUGACGAGAGCGUGCCCCUUCAACUUCGAGGAAUGUCUGAAAAGGCACGUGGCAAGAUGCCAGCCGGACAGCCCACCUUCUCCAGACAGAACAGCAUGACCAGCCAAAGCAGUAUUUCGGCAGCCUUCCUUGCGUCCUCGACUGGAUUCACGCCGACUGCUACCUGGCUUGAAUCCUGGUUGCCUGAGCUGCCGCUACACACGAUCCUCACCAUCAUUUCAGCCAUCAUGCCCCACGUGCCUGAAUCAGCUUUUCAGUCUGCUUCCAGCCCGGAGACGCGCACGCUGAUCACAAACCUCCCUACUUUUGUGGAGGAGCCAAUGGUUCAGGUCAUCGUCUCGGAACCCUCGCCCGUUCGUGUCCAUUCGUUCGAAUGGUCGGCCCUCUCCAUGGGUUGGUAUGAGUCUUUGCUCUGGGGAUUCAUCUUCUCGAGCGAAAUGGUUGUUGGGUCCGCGUCAGGUGCUACACCCGGCACUGUUGGAGUGUGGAAUGGCACCGGAGUCAAGCUAUUUAGGGUACAAGAGGCGGCCGCGCAAGGACCUACGCUGCUGGCGCCAAAGGGUGCUGUCGAUGCAGUGGGUAGCAACCUCGUGCAGCGCAUUGGCAAUCUGAGUCUCCGACGCAGUAGUACGCAGGAUUCUCAAAGCAACUCUCGGCCACCUUCGAUUCGCGAGGUCUGAGAGACGACUCCAAAGCUCCGCUGGACAUUUACUGUCGAUCGUUCGUAAUGGGAGGAGCCCUCGUUCUACUUAGAUGCACUAGCUUCCUCUUCGUUAUAUUGAUGAACUCUAUGGUUUAGAUGAUACCUGAUUAGCGUUUGCGCGAUUGGCUUAAUUCUUUACACGCAUGUUGGCCUUUGAAGCAUUUUUAAACCUGUUGAUCAUUUUCUUUACCAACUAGUUCUUCAUAUAAUAGAUAGUAAAGCUUAUAAGCGCCUACUCGUUGAGAUUCAGGAUGAUGUUAUGCGCUGUCUGGUG